CCUACCCAACAUGGCCGCCCCCAAUCGCUGGGUGACGUCCUCCACGUGCGACGCGAAGUCGCCCUCUACCCCCCCCACACACCACAAUCCUCAACGCGCUGUGAGCUUCCCACUCUCCUCCGCCCUAGGUCAACCUCGCCAGCGAUGUCGGGCUUCUUCACACAGUACUGGGGCAAGAUGCGACCCUAUUACCUCCACGCCCAUCCCCAGGUGUGGGUGGGUGUCGGCGUUAUGUUCCUCCUCUACUACAAAAUCUCAUUCGGAGGCAACAAAGCAGUGAAGAGCAGUAGCUCGGGUCACUAAUGUAAAUGUACCCCCAUGAAGACCAACCACAUUGCUGCACAUCUCCCUUCAAUGGACCAUGCGCCUUGGUUUAGACUUUGUGCUGGAUGCAACAGGAACAUUGAUCACUGAGACUGUCAUUGUACCUAUUGUAUAACCUCUGUCACAAUAAAAUGUGAAAUCGAAAUGUUA
Lethenteron reissneri (Far Eastern brook lamprey) is the source of this 474-nucleotide messenger RNA. Its product is annotated as ATP synthase subunit ATP5MPL, mitochondrial-like. Gene Ontology annotation, cellular component: mitochondrion. The record is from RefSeq and is a predicted model, not a curated record. NCBI's taxonomy places the organism in Eukaryota, Metazoa, Chordata, Hyperoartia, Petromyzontiformes, Petromyzontidae.